CAUAGUGUGUGGCAGAUGAGGUAAUAAAUGAGAAAGGAGAAGGCAAAAUGCAAGUAGACUCCGUCCAAAUGAAUUUUAAGCAAGUUGAUGAUCCACUUGCAGAAGCCAGCGUAAGCGAUGUGCUAAACAUCUCUCUUUAAUAGUAUUUACAAAGGAAAGAAGAGUAGAGAAUUAAAAAAAAAAAAGAUGCCUUCUUCCCUUCAACUGCAUCGAGUUAAUCCAACCACCGCCACACUAGCGGUUAAACAACCGCAUCUAUCACAGGCUACAACAUGGUUUAGUCCGGUUUCCACUUCUGUCCCUGAUAACGUAUUGCAUCACCACACCCAUGUUGUGGGUCCCAACCAGUGCUGCUCCGCGGUGUUGCAGUCCAUUUCCGCCCCAAUCGACACCGUCUGGUCCCUCGUCCGCCGAUUCGAUAAUCCGCAAGCGUACAAACACUUUCUCAAGAGCUGCCACGUCAUCGUCGGUGACGGUGACGUCGGUACGCUUAGGGAAGUCCGGGUUGUAUCCGGACUACCCGCGGGUUCUAGUACGGAGAGGCUGGAGAUUUUGGAUGACGAGGAACACGUGUUGAGUUUUAGCGUUGUGGGAGGAGAUCAUCGGCUGAAUAAUUACCGAUCGGUGACGACGCUGCACCGGGCGGCGGAAGAAGGAUCGACGGUGGUGGUAGAGUCGUAUGUAGUGGAUGUACCACAAGGGAAUACGAAGGAAGAAACGUGUGUAUUUGUGGAUACGAUUGUGCGGUGCAAUUUGCAGUCGCUGGCCCAAAUCGCACAGAACUUGGCUAAAACGUCAAAGAAUCAUGAUGAAGACCCACAACUGAAAAUUCAUAGAUUGGUAGAUUUCGUGGACUGUAAGGUUGGUUCUUGGAAUUGUUUAAACGUGUUACUAUGGUAUAUAAUGGUGUGCUGUGUAUUUUGUAUAACUACUAAUCACUUUGUCACCAUCACAUAUAUUCUUCUCAAUAUAUACAAAGUAUUAACAGUCAAAGAUAUUUUUCUUUCAUCCUAAUCUUUUCAGUUUGUUAAUUAUUGGAAAAAAUACUUUUUCAUAUUUAUAAUUAUGGUAACUUAUUACGAUAUUUCAUUGUAGUUUUUAAAUAUUUAAUUUUAUAUCAAAAUUUAAUAUACUAACAUUAGUUAGUUUGACUUUUCUAUUUUGAAUUGAAGUCAAUAGAAUGAUUAACGCCCAAUUGAAACGGAGGGAGUAUUAAUUUUGUUUAUUUCCUCCUCUUUAAUAGUUUGGUUAGGAAGGGUUCAACUUAGAGGCCUCCUAAUAAGUUGGUAGCUUUUGUACCAAGAUGUCCCCAUUGUGCCAUUUCUACACAUUUACAAGUGUUGGUGAUUACCAAUUCUAAUAAAAGCAAUUGUUCUA
Messenger RNA from Solanum pennellii, 1377 nucleotides. Its product is annotated as abscisic acid receptor PYL4-like. The record is from RefSeq and is a predicted model, not a curated record. Gene Ontology annotation, cellular component: cytoplasm; nucleus. Gene Ontology annotation, biological process: abscisic acid-activated signaling pathway. The transcript has 3 exons. Bases 187 to 1014 code for a protein of 275 amino acids. Lineage: Eukaryota; Viridiplantae; Streptophyta; Magnoliopsida; Solanales; Solanaceae. Gene Ontology annotation, molecular function: protein phosphatase inhibitor activity; abscisic acid binding; signaling receptor activity.